Messenger RNA from Aspergillus heteromorphus CBS 117.55, 261 nucleotides. Its product is annotated as tannase-domain-containing protein. Bases 1 to 261 code for a protein of 86 amino acids. The record is from RefSeq and is a predicted model, not a curated record. Lineage: Eukaryota; Fungi; Ascomycota; Eurotiomycetes; Eurotiales; Aspergillaceae. The transcript has a single exon.
AUGGCCUCCAAUAUCAACACCUCAACCUACAGUGUCCCCGGCUACAAGGAGUCGCGCCACGACGUCAUCCUGGCGAUGAUGAACUGGGUCGAGAACGGCACCGCCCCCAACGACAUUGUCGCCAUCGUGUGGAAGAGCCUCACCACCGCUGAUGACGUGCUUCGUCGGCGCCCCAUCUGCCCCUAUCCCCUCCAGGCUAAGUACACUGGCCACGGCGACCAGAAUGACCCCGAUAACUGGACUUGCGAGUUGCUGUACUAG